Molecule: messenger RNA, 1875 nt
Organism: Haemonchus placei
Lineage: Eukaryota; Metazoa; Nematoda; Chromadorea; Rhabditida; Trichostrongylidae
Source: the annotation of a GenBank genome assembly
AUGUGUGGAGCAGCGGUUCUAUUUAUGAAUCGCAACUUCUUUCAUCUAGUACUGUCUGGAGCGCUGCCAACGGUGAACAACGGAGAGGAAGAUUUUCUUCAUCGUUUGAAAAUCUCACAAUCGUAUUCGAUCAGUAUCGAUAACGACAUUGUCGGUGAGCCCGAUAUCGAAUGCUUGGACGAGGAGAUCCGAAUAUGGGUGAAAACUCGCAGAGUUUUUGCAGGACGAAUAUAUGCCAAAGGAAAAGCAGACGUCGAAGAAUGCUACAAAGACGACUUCAGUCGAGAACGAACCAAAAAGCCUCAUUUUGAUUUGAAGUUUGGUGUGUGUGGUAUGAGAAGUUUAAGAUCGGUGGAUCCGCGUGGAAUGUACUAUGGUAUAACAAUCGUUGUUUCAUUUCAUCCGCUGUUUAUCACAAAAGUCGAUCAAGCAUUCCAUGUAAAGUGCUUCUUCGAAGAGGCCAGUCGAGGGCUGACGGCAGAAUUGGGUGUGAGUAUGAUUCCAACGACCGAAUUGGAAGCUCGUCAUGGAAUUCCUGGUUGCACUUACAGUAUCCAUAAGAGUUCUAUAGAGGACCUGGAUGAGGGCAAAGCAGCCGGUCCACCGAUUCAGUUCGCCCGUGUGGGUGACAGGGUUCUACAUCAAUGGCACUGCAACGAUAAAAUGUUCGGUAUACUAAUCAAUAAUUGUUAUGUCACUGACGGUUUUGGUAAGAAGGCUGACGUUAUCAAUGAGAAAGGUUGUCCGGUGGAUCCGAUCCUUAUCACCGGGAUACGAUAUUCUGCAGAUCUUCAACGUGCUUAUGCUGAAUCGUCGGUCUUCAAGUUCGCCGAUAAGCCGGGUGUAUGGUUCUUCUGCCAGAUCCAGAUGUGCAUGAAGAAAGCUGGAAUGUGUCAUGGAAUCUCGCCCCCUUCCUGUGCUACUACAGCUCCUCCAGUAGAAGGAGGUGAAGGGGAAGAAGAGAAAGUGCCUACCACGGAAGAAUAUCCGGAGUAUGGUGAAGAGACCACCGUAGGUCACAGACGACGGACAACCACGCCGCCUGAUUAUUUCGAAGGAGAGCCACGUAGAACCACACCUGAAUAUGAAUAUCCGGACGAGGCAAGGAAGCUGCACAGCCCAACCUUUCCUGGUCAGUAUGGCACAACUCCACCACUCGAUUACGAUCUGCAAACGGAAUCCGUUACGAUUUUCGGUCCUGCCUUCCCAUCGCCGGAAGAAAGCGAACGUCGUGGAGGAACUCGGGUGACUACGACGUCCGUAACGCAGUUGUUUGAAACAGAGGAAGAUCUUGGAACGACAACAAAGAAAACUACGAAAGCUGGAAAGUGUGGGUUUUACGCAAGCGCUUCUGAAUUCCCCGAUUAUAACGAUUACGAAGACGUCACCAUCCCGCCUAAUCUCACUGAUCUGUUGGCUAAUCUGCCGGACGAUCUCAGUCCAGAGACACUUCAAAAAAUGUUCCGGGAUUCCGUUGACGAUCGCAAAGCUCUGCUUGAAGGUUUCGAUUUACUAAAGAAUCAGCUGAAGAAACUUGGUCAUCGUCCGACACGAAUGAUGCGCGAGCUGCGAGCAGGUGAUCUUCGAUCUGGUGACAAAAUUGAUCAGAUACAGGUGGAUUGGUUGACAGGACGGCGACGAGAUGUGCCACCAUUAACUGACCAAGACCAGGCAGCCAGGAAUAGCGUUACGAGCGCCAAUGGAGACAAACCCAUGAUUGCUGGGCAGUUGUUGAUCUUUGAAUUAGAUGAGGAACCUCCAGAAAUGGAUGGAAGGGCAGGAUCACAGAAAGGAAAACGAAAAGAGACGAUUAAUUAUGCCAAGUAUUCGGAUCGAUUCGCAGCAUUCCGUUCACGACCACGGCAAAGCACUUGA